AUGUGUGAUAAAGCAAAUCGAUCUUUGUUACUAAAUAGACAAAGAGGCAGAAAGUAUCGAGUAGUGAAACGCGCGAGACUUGAUGCGGACGGAGAAAUAGUUUUGUCGGAAUCGGAAGAAAAUUGUACACAACACAUCGAUUGUAUGUAUGAAACUUCCCCUGGAGAAGUUUCUGUAGAAGUGCACAACACUUUGGAUGAACAAACGGAAUCAAUCAUUGAUCAGCGUAAUGUGCGUGAUAUUAGGAAUGAACAUUUUUGUGAGUACAAUGCUUAUGAUGAAGAGGAAAAUAUUGUUUCACCUCCUGUAGCAGAAGAACUGAGGCAGUGGGUUGUAGAAUGUAAGAUUCAGCACUCCAAAGUUGAUCUGCUGCUGAAGCGUUUAAAAAAGUUUCAUCCAGAGCUGCCAGAAUCAACAAAAACUUUAUUAAAUAGAAGAUAUGAUGUGAAAAUCAGAACAAAAAAGUCAAAUUCAGAGGAUGAACACAACCCAUCAGAGUUUGUUUAUAUUGGACUUGAGUCACAGUCACAAAAAGUUGUUAAAUUAAAUUUGCAUCCUGAAAAUGUUAUAUACUUGCAAUCUCAAGUGGAUGAUUCUCAAAUGAACGAAGAUACAAGUAAUGACGCAGCAAAUUCUCGUUCUAUAUUCGGAAUGCAGUUUGAUUCUCAGUCUGAAAUUCAACCGGAUGAUGAUGAAAUUAAUCAAAGGAAACAUGAAAUUUCCAGAAAUACUUCUACGCAGACUGAUUUUACAGACAUCAAGCCAUCUACUGCUCCUUUGACGAAAAACGAUUUAGAAAAUGCCUUGAAAAAAUAUUUUUCAGAAAUAAAACGAUGCGUAAAUGAUAAAAUGACAUCAGAAAUUGAAUUGAUGGAAAACAAAGUGGGAGAAGUAAAAUUAUUGACGACUGAAAAAAAUCCAUUUUGUACAAUAGAAAAUCUUGUAACAUUAAAUCACUUUAUUAAUAAGUAUAACCAUUAUGAGUUUCCUAUAAGGACUAGAGAAGAGUUUGAUCUAUUCUUGACAGAAGUUGGCAGUGAUAGCAGCACGUUAAAAGUGGAUUUAAAAAAAUGUCUUUAUUCAACAAUUAAUUUUAGUAUCGAGUUAAGCGAAAAUUUAACUAAAGUUGUAAAAAAAUUAAUUUCAAAAGAUAUUCUUAAAGACUACACUCCACAAAGACUUAAGCCUGGAAAAUUGGUUUUCAAGGAAACUAAAUUAUACUCUGUACUUGAAGAUUCACUCCUUGAAAUUUACAACACAAAUUUGCCCAAAGACAAAAGAAUUGAUGAAAAAUUAAUACUAAGUGCACUUGGUGUUGUAUUCAACAAUGCCAAAGAUUGGCAAGGAGGACGAGCAGCUAGAUUUAAGAAAGAAGAUACAAAAGAUGAGAAACAGUAAAUUUCGUUUCGGUAAAGUUCAAUAAUAACAGAUUAUUUAUUACAUCAUUCUUAAACUUUUAACAAGAAAA
Molecule: messenger RNA, 1468 nt
Organism: Copidosoma floridanum
Lineage: Eukaryota; Metazoa; Arthropoda; Insecta; Hymenoptera; Encyrtidae
Source: RefSeq, a predicted model, not a curated record